Molecule: messenger RNA, 365 nt
Organism: Ilex paraguariensis (yerba mate)
Lineage: Eukaryota; Viridiplantae; Streptophyta; Magnoliopsida; Aquifoliales; Aquifoliaceae
Source: the annotation of a GenBank genome assembly
AUGAAAUGCCAUCAUUGUUUCCACAAGCUACCAGAAUAUUAUACGCUCUUAAGGACAAAGGAAUUGAUAUGGCUAUUGCUUCUAGAUCACCAACUCUUGGGAUAGCAACAACAUUUCUUGACAGAUUGGGAAUCCGAUCCAUAUCUGUGGCUGAGGAGAUAUUCUCCAGUUGGACACACAAAACGGAGCAUUUCCAAAGAAUUCAUAGGAAAACUGGGAUACCAUUUGAUUCAAUGCUUUUCUUUGAUGAUGAGGAUAGGAAUAUUGAAGUGGUCUCGAAAAUGGGUGUUGUUGGGUGGUGCUGGGUUUCAGGGGAUGGGGAUGGUGGUGGUGGUUGGGUGUUUGGCGGUGGUGUUGUGCGGUGA